Molecule: messenger RNA, 2379 nt
Organism: Postia placenta MAD-698-R-SB12
Lineage: Eukaryota; Fungi; Basidiomycota; Agaricomycetes; Polyporales; Adustoporiaceae
Exons: 13
Coding region: 1-2379 (792 amino acids)
Cellular component (GO): mitochondrion
Molecular function (GO): ATP binding; methylcrotonoyl-CoA carboxylase activity; metal ion binding
Source: RefSeq, a predicted model, not a curated record
AUGCUCUCAAAGACUCAGCGUGCUGUUGCCUCUCGCUCUCUACCUCGUGUACUAGUCCGCAAUGGUCGUCUCGGAGUCGUGUCUGGUGCAUCUCUUGCAACGAGGGGUGCUGUCGAUAUAGAACCUGUCCUCUCUGCGAGAGGCCUGGCAUCCCUUGGUGCCAACAUUCUGGCGCACAGGGGCUUCGCAUCAGUUGCUGGCAGAAAGCCUCACUUCGAUAAGAUCCUCAUUGCGAACAGGGGAGAAAUUGCUUGCCGUGUCAUCCGUACAGCCAAGAAGCUCGGCAUCAAGACGGUUGCCGUCUACAGUGAAGUCGAUGCAGAUGCCCUACACGUCCGUAUGGCGGACGAGGCUUACUGCAUAGGUCCUGCACCGUCCUCGGAAAGUUACCUUCGCGUAGACAAGAUCAUCGAUGUAUGCAACAGAAGUGGCGCACAGGCUGUGCACCCCGGUUACGGUUUCCUUAGCGAGAACGCACAGUUCGCCGAGCGGCUAACCGACGAAGGCAUCGUCUUCAUCGGGCCACCCGCAAGUGCGAUAGUCAGCAUGGGCUCGAAGAGUGAAUCCAAGACUAUCAUGUCCAAUGCCGGUGUGCCUGUUGUUCCUGGGUACCACGGCACAAAUCAGGAUCCUGCAUACCUGUCCCACGAAGCAGACAAGAUAGGGUAUCCUGUCUUGAUUAAAGCCGUACAUGGCGGAGGUGGAAAGGGAAUGCGUGUUGUGCAUGCUCCAGAGGACUUCUUGGACGCGCUUACAUCCGCACGGCGAGAGGCGGCCAAGUCGUUCGGGAACGAUGACGUGCUGGUGGAGAGGUACAUUCAACGGCCGCGGCAUGUCGAGGUGCAGGUAUUCGCAGAUACGAAGGGCAACUGUGUGAGUCUGUGGGAACGGGAUUGUUCAGUGCAGAGAAGAAACCAGAAGAUCAUUGAAGAGGCUCCUGCACCCGGCUUGUCUCCCGAGCUGCGUGCGGACUUGAGCGCGAAGGCGAUUGCGGCGGCCAAGGCCGUACACUAUGUCGGCGCAGGAACUGUCGAGUUCAUCUUCGAUAACGACACAGCGGAGUUCUACUUCAUGGAGAUGAAUACGAGGUUACAGGUCGAACAUCCUGUGACGGAGAUGAUCACUGGUCUGGACCUUGUGGAAUGGCAAUUAGAGGUCGCGGCAGGUAACGCAUUGCCUCUCAGCCAGUCAUCUAUUCCUCUUGUCGGUCAUGCCUUCGAAGCGCGGAUAUACGCCGAAAACCCGCGCAACAACUUCCUGCCCGAUUCUGGCAAGCUGGUGCAUCUUUCAACACCGACUCCUACACACGUAUUUGCUCCUGCUUUCCCGCCCCAGCUGGCAGAUAGUACUCCGACGGACACCCUCGCCCGUGUCUCCGACACGUCGAGCAUUGCUGCGCCGUCGCUCCGGCUGGAACAAGGAUUCGAACAGGGCGCGCAGAUCGGCGUGUUCUACGACCCGAUGAUCGCUAAGCUAGUCGUGCAUGGACGCGACCGCACCGAGGCGCUGCGUGUGCUGCGUGGCGCGCUUGAGGAAUACAAGGUCGUAGGAGUGUCCACCAACGUUGAGUUCUUGAGAAGCUUGGCCGGAAAUCCGGCGUUCAUUGACGGUGACGUUGAGACUGGUUUCAUUACGAAACAUCAUGCUGAACUCUUUCCUCCCAUGAUGGAACCGUCGCCUGAGGUGGUCGCACAAGCCGCACUGUAUGUCGUGCUGAGAGACAAUCCAACUGCAUCCGUUCGGAUAGCGACGUCGCCCUGGACAUCUUUGGAGUCUCGACGCUUUGGCGGUGACACUUACGAGCGUGUGAUCACCCUCCAGGGCGAAGAUGGGACCACGGAGCCCAUUGCUGUCCACGUGAAGUCCCUACAGAACGGCCGCUUCGAUAUUGUCGUACGUACGUCCAAAGACGAGCGCACCUUCCUGUCCGUCCCCGCGCAGAUGCUCACCCCGACGACGCUUGCGACUACACUCGACAGCGCGGCGCUACGCACGACGAUCGUCUCGCAGCUCCCACCGCCUGCCGUUCCCGCGUCCUCUGCGCCACACACGAUGGAGCGCCUGCACGUCUUCUACGGCAUGCAGAGGUGCACGCUGCUGCUUCCUCCGCCGGGGUGGCUGCUGGCGCUCGGGGGCGAGGUGCUCGACGCUGCCAAGGGCGCGCUGCGUGCGCCGAUGCCGAGCGUCGUGGUCGAGGUGCGCGUGGGCGUCGGCGAGCGUGUGGAGAAGGGCCAGCCGGUUGUGGUGCUGGAGAGCAUGAAGACGGAGACAGUGCUGCGCGCCCCUGUGAGUGGGGUGGUCGGGGCGAUCGGGUGUGCGAAGGGCGAGAUGGUGGAAGAGGGAAGGGAGCUGGUUGAUAUUGUGGAGGAGGAGCCGUGA